AUGUAUCCAGGUCACACCGUCGAGACCAUUCAUGAUGCAGUAUCCGACCUACGUAUUACUUAUCCGAGUGCUGGGGCAUGCGAAAUGGUAAGCUUGCUAUUUUAUGAAAGGGAAAUGAGUGUGGCCAGGAGGGUUGUAAUGGAAUACUUUGCUCUGUAUGAGCCAGAACUCGUCCGCCAGCGUAAGGUCUGUCGCCUUAGAAGGAGACACUUCUGGGCUGCAGGGGUGAAUGACCUUUUUGCAGUGGAUCAGCAUGAUAAGUGGCUCAAGUUCGGUCUUGGGUUGCACACUGGCAUCGAGCCUUUCUCUGGUCGGAUCAUUUACUAUCUUAACACGCUUGAGGCACUCGGCCAUAAGUAUUUCUCAUAUAUGCCAAUGGUGACUCAAAGCAAUCCAGGAUCAGAAAAUUAUGGGAUUGCAAAUGCUCAUAUGAUGCUGCGACAGUGGCACGAUCCAUCUUUGCACAGCACCCUCCAGCAUCGCUGGAUGCGAAGCAAAAAAAAUGUCAUGCCAGAAAUUGCAUGUCUUCUAGAGCAUGGUGUCAAUUCUGGCUGGUAUGAUUCUAAUAAUAUUCUUCAAGUGUGCACUACUUUUUUAUGCUUGGUCUGA
Messenger RNA from Suillus bovinus, 609 nucleotides. RefSeq lists its product as uncharacterized. The coding region runs from base 1 to 609 and encodes 202 amino acids. The record is from RefSeq and is a predicted model, not a curated record. The transcript has 6 exons. NCBI's taxonomy places the organism in Eukaryota, Fungi, Basidiomycota, Agaricomycetes, Boletales, Suillaceae.